AACACCGGCUAUACCUGGGCAAGUGUGAGUUAUGAAGCCGCGAGGUGGCCACCAGAGUUUUAAGGGAGAAGCGCCAUGAUGUCAUGUUCCGCCAGUGUUGCAUCUGCCGAGCGAGGGUUCGGAGAUGAGCGAUGCUGACGGUGUUGGCGACGUAGAGCUCGAAUUGAGGUUCGUGAUGCUGUUGCUAGCGACACUGAUGCCCAGCAUGUAACUAACUGUGUUGAUGUCGAGCAAAGCCGUAAAUGUUCUUGGUUGUCAUCAAGCCAAGCCGUAGCUGGUUAUGUACGAUGAGUCUUCAUGAGUCUUUCCUGCUCAUGCAUAGUAACUAUCCUUCGUGGGGAUGUGUCGUCGUGCCAGAUAAAAGGUACUCCGUAAGACAGCACAGGGGGUCUGGAGACGCAGCAAUGUUGAAUAUCCCAGAGUUAACUAAACAGUAUACGAUAGUCAGUUACUCUCCAACUGCCUCUUCCAUGGCUUUAUCUGCACCUGAGUUGGUCAUAACAUUUUAUGACAUCGCCCUCGCACCGCCAGUAAUAGAAAACGCAGCCUCUCCCAACCCUUGGAAGUCGAGAUACGCCCUCAACUUCAAAAAAAUCCCUUAUAAGACGAAUUGGAUUCUUCUGCCUGAUAUAAGCACUGUCAGGACCUCAUUUAACGUCCCAGCGUCACGUACCUUCGCUGAUGGAUCUCCAUAUCACACUCUCCCUAUGCUAUCUGACCCAGCUACGGGCAAAGUUAUAGGAGAUUCCUUUGAGAUAGCCAUGUAUCUUCAGCGCCAGCACCCGUCGUCUGGAGGAGACUUGUUCCCAGAGCAAGAUCUGUCCUUCACCUAUGGAGAAGGCCCAGUACUGUUCGCGCCCAUCGCGGAGUCGAAGGUGGAAAAGUCCAUAGAGGCAUACGUCAAAUUCAACACCAGUGUCGACGCUGCAUUUACCGCACAUGUGCCGCUCAUGGUACACGGACUACCUUUUGAUCCAGCCACGGCAGAGCAGUCAAAGGCCGAGUUCUCACGAAGGGCAGGAAUCCCAUGGGAAGACUUGUCGGUUAAGGGGGAGCAGAGAGGCGAAAUGCUCAAGUCGUACGAGCAGGCCCUCUCUGGGCUAGCGGAGCUGUACAGGAGAGACAUAACUGGACCGUUUCUGCUGGGCAACAGGCCAUCCUAUGCAGAUUUCAUUGUCGGAGGAUGGCUGAGAAUGAGCCAAGUCACCCUCCCCAAGGAAGAAUGGGAGGCUUUGACGAGCUGGCAUGACGGGAUCUUCGGACAACUUCACCAGGCGCUUGAGGCGUAUGCGCAGAUGGACUAGGCGCAGAUAACUAUUUAGACACUCGUGCCCCCAAAAAGAAAAACGUUCAAUCCAAUUUUAGACCUCUAUCAAAAACAAUAUAUA
Messenger RNA from Trichophyton rubrum CBS 118892, 1388 nucleotides. RefSeq lists its product as uncharacterized. The record is from RefSeq and is a predicted model, not a curated record. Lineage: Eukaryota; Fungi; Ascomycota; Eurotiomycetes; Onygenales; Arthrodermataceae. Bases 243 to 1304 code for a protein of 353 amino acids. The transcript has a single exon.